GCGACAUGACAGCAAACAGCCGAGGGAAAAGAGGUGCUCCGCUGCGCUUCUCGGCGCUGCUGGGCUCGGGGAUGGGGUUGCUCGGCUACGCUGUCUUGGUGGCAGUGUGUGCGCUCUGUUACAGCAACUCUCUCAACGGGGAGUUCGUGCACGAUGAUGUAUGGGCUAUUAGCAACAACCCGGACGUCAGACCCGGCUCAAGCUUGCGGAACAUCUUCUCCAACGACUUUUGGGGAAAGAGAAUGUCCGAUAACACAAGCCACAAGUCCUAUCGUCCACUCUGCAUCCUUACCUUCAAGUUGAAUAUAGUUCUGGGUGGGAUGACACCGUUCUAUUUCCAUGUAGUCAAUGUGUGUUUGCACUGCGUUGCCACUGCCCUACUCAUGUACACCUGUGAACGGUGUGUGUUUGAUGACGGUCGACUGGCCUUCCUCACAGCCCUCCUCUUCGCUGUGCACCCGAUCCACACCGAGGCAGUGUCUGGAAUCGUCGGCAGGGCAGACGUCUUAGCCUGUCUCCUAUUCCUUUUGACAUUUCUCUCCUACAUUAGGAGCGUGUCAACUUAUCGAUCUGAGGACUCUCUUCCACCCACUGUGUCUCUGCGUUCACUGGCACUCAGCCUGUUUCUGGGCACCUGUGCCAUGCUGGUCAAAGAGACGGGAAUCACUGUUUUUGGUGUUUGUGUUCUGUAUGAUGCUCUGGUGCUCUGCCGCAAGCCCGUCGUCUUGUACUUGUCAUGUUCCAGGUUGAAGGAGCUUUUCAGGAUUUCUGGCCCAUUUAUCAAACGCGCGUGCAUUGUCUCUCUAUAUGUAAUGCUCAUCCUGUCUUUUCGUCUGUGGCUGAUGGGUGGCUCCAUGCCUCUCUUCUCCGAGCAGGACAACCCAGCAUCCUUCUCCCCACACCUGCUCACCAGAUUCCUGACUUACUGCUACCUGUUAGCCUUCAAUGCCUGGCUACUGCUGGCACCUAUUGUUUUGUGCUAUGACUGGCAGGUUGGCAGUAUUCCUCUAGUGGAGUCUUUGUGGGAUGGACGUAACAUUGCCUCCCUCCUGCUGGCACUGGCCAUACUUGCUCUCUGUCUGCACUGCAUGACAUCUCUACAGGAGAUGGAGAACAGGGAGGUGCUUGUGGGGGUGUUGUUGCUGGUCUUUCCCUUCAUCCCAGCGAGUAAUCUGUUCUUCCGUGUGGGGUUUGUUGUGGCUGAAAGAGUCCUCUACAUGCCCAGUAUGGGUUACUGUAUUCUGGUGGUGCAUGGUUUAAACCGGCUGUGCUCGGUGGUUGGUCGUUGGGGUGCUACAGCUCUCACCGUCUCCAUGCUGCUGCUGCUACUGCUCUUCUCCUGGAAGACUGUCCAACAGAAUGAGAUCUGGCUCUCCAGAGAGGCUCUCUUCAGAUCUGGCAUUCAGACUGUGCCCCACAAUGCUAAAGUUCAUUAUAACUACGCUAACUUCCUGAAGGAUAAAGGACGAAACCAGGAAGCCAUCCACCACUAUAAAACUGCCCUCAGACUGUACCCAAAACAUGCAAGUGCCAUGAAUAACCUGGGCACGCUGACACGCCACCCAGAGGAGGCUGAGCGCUACUACAAGAGAGCACUGGAAAUAAAUCCCCAACACAACAGAGCACUGUUCAACCUGGGCAACCUGCUCAAGUCCCAGGGGAAAGAGGAAGAGGCUGAGAACAUGCUGAAGGAUUCUAUCCACUUUGGUCCACACUUUGCUGAUGCUUACUCAAGCCUAGCCUCCCUCUACGCCGAACAGAAACGUGUUGAGGAAGCAAAUGAAAUGUACUUGCGUGGCAUUGAGAAUUGUCCCGAAAAUUCCGACCUUCACAACAACUAUGGUGUGUUCCUGGUGGAUACUGGUAAUGCAGCACGCGCUGCCAUUCAUUACCAGCAAGCUGUCCGGCUGAAGCCAGCACAUUACGUUGCCAUGGUGAACCUGGGCCGUCUGCUGCGUUCCUCCAAUGAUAACAAAGAAGCAGAAACAUGGUAUAAGAGAGCCCUUCAGGUGGCGCGUAAAGUGGACAUCCUGACCCCACUGGGAGCACUGUAUUACAACACAGGCCGAUAUGAGGAGGCCAUGGAGGUGUACAGAGAGGCUGCCGCCCUGCAGCCCGACAGCACCGACGUUUGGCUCGCACUGGCUCAGGUUCUGGCCAUGGCAGGCCAGGUUAAAGAGGCAGAGACAAUGACUCUGGGAAUCAUAUCAAAGAGCAGCAGCUGCAUCGAGUGUUACCGCUUAUUAUCUGCCAUCUACAGCAAACGGGGCAACUUCACAGAGGCUUUGGAUGCUCUAAAUAAAGCCCUGGAGCAGCGGCCAUCAGACCCUGCGGUGAGAGCAGAACUGCACUUCUCCAUUGGCAACCAGCUCAGAGAAAUGAACCAACUAGACAGAGCGUUUGAGAGCUAUAAGCUUGCUGUGGAACUCAAGCCUGACCAAUCACAAGCCUGGAUGAACAUGGGUGGAAUUCAGCACAUUAAGGGUGAUUAUGCAGCAGCGAGAAUGUAUUACCAGAGAGCACUGCUCCUGACCCCCAGUUCCAAACUACUCAAGGAGAACCUCGCCAAACUCGACCGGCUGGAGAAAAGACUACAGGGCACCAAGUGAACAACACUUGGCACCAAACAGAGAACAUGACAUGUGGCAGGCAGCGUGGAAUACUAAUGUGGAGCAGUACAUCAGGGCUAGACCCGUGGGACUGGAGAAACAGGGUAUGGUUGCCAGGUGAUGCCCAUGCAAAUGCGCAGCACAUGGGAUCACCUACAGAAGAGACCACAAUCAGGGAAGACCAUUAGCAUACACAAGCCUAGACCUGAUGUAUCCAGAUGCUCACCUGAAGUUUGAGGAGAGGGCUGGAUGGAUUUUUCUGACAUAUCGGGAGUAUUUUCUGGAACAUUAUAUUUAAAACGCAAAGGGUUAAUGGCUUUGUUGAAACCAUCAAUGAAAUGCUGCAUUUUUAUACUGGAUGGAUAAGGGGGAAUGUGUCAAUGUGUGUCUCUUAACACACACACACACACAUACACACACACACACACACUCCCACCCAGCCAUCCCAAAUAGGUUUAAUCUGAAUAAGCUUUAACUGAACUCUGAACUGAUAUUAGAGGAGUACUUAUGUUUCCUUUAUUAGAUUUGAAAUUGUUGUUGAUUUUAAUUUUAUAUGUAUAUGCAGAAAAGCCUUGCUGAAGUUUUGCACUGGCUCUCAGUUCAGCUUUUGCUUCAGCAUUGAGCAUGCAUGAGUGGACAGACUCACUCUUCUCCAUUCUGUCCUGCUAC
This is a messenger RNA of Chanos chanos (milkfish), 3278 nucleotides long. It is a transcript of the gene tmtc1, whose product is annotated as transmembrane O-mannosyltransferase targeting cadherins 1. Gene Ontology annotation, molecular function: mannosyltransferase activity; protein binding. Gene Ontology annotation, biological process: RNA processing; protein O-linked glycosylation via mannose. The record is from RefSeq and is a predicted model, not a curated record. The transcript is spliced from 20 exons. NCBI's taxonomy places the organism in Eukaryota, Metazoa, Chordata, Actinopteri, Gonorynchiformes, Chanidae. Bases 6 to 2609 code for a protein of 867 amino acids.